AUGAUGGGGGUGCAGAGGGGGCUCAGCGGGGGCGCUGUCCGCGGUGCUGACUGUGCCCGCGGCCGGAGCGGCGACGGCGGCAGCUGCGGCGACGACGACUCCGAGGGCUCCUCCCGCCGCCGCCCCGCCGAGGGCUAUUUAUGGGGCUGGCCCGGCACGGCCACUCCCCCCCGGCGCUCCCCUCCCUCUCCGCGGGCCUCGGCGCUACCUCCCGCCCUGCGCGGGGGUAGCCGGAGUCUCCCGCCGGCGGCUGGGGCCCCGAGUUCUCGCCAGUCAUCCCUGCCCCCGGGCAGCUGCCUCUCAGUACGAGCUCAUUUCCUUUAAGGACCACAUGGAUGUUCAACACAGCUCCAUCCGGCACAGCUCCUUCCAGCCCAGCAGAUGCCAAGGGCAGGGAGUGUGAGCCUGCAGCUCCUGCCUGUUGAUUGAAGGAAUCCAUCAAUGUGUUAGUUCUACAAAAGCACAAAAGUCUGUAAUGGAGGGCUGGCAUAUCAGUGUCACCAGGAAAGGACC
Molecule: messenger RNA, 513 nt
Organism: Gallus gallus (chicken)
Lineage: Eukaryota; Metazoa; Chordata; Aves; Galliformes; Phasianidae
Product: OTU domain-containing protein 5-like
Exons: 2
Coding region: 1-324 (107 amino acids)
Source: RefSeq, a predicted model, not a curated record